Messenger RNA from Alnus glutinosa, 4627 nucleotides. Its product is annotated as translocase of chloroplast 159, chloroplastic. The record is from RefSeq and is a predicted model, not a curated record. Gene Ontology annotation, biological process: protein targeting to chloroplast. The transcript has a single exon. Gene Ontology annotation, molecular function: GTPase activity; GTP binding. Bases 186 to 4379 code for a protein of 1397 amino acids. Gene Ontology annotation, cellular component: chloroplast outer membrane. NCBI's taxonomy places the organism in Eukaryota, Viridiplantae, Streptophyta, Magnoliopsida, Fagales, Betulaceae.
CUCUCACACACUCUCCCUCGCAUCUCUCUGUUUUACCCUCCCACAUUCUCGUCUCAGAAACCCAAUCCAAAACCACAUCCUUUAUCCAAACCUAUCAGAAGCCCUGAAAAUCUCACUCUUUCUAAACCCUUCUCUCAUCUUCUCGAGUUUUCCUGUAGUUUGUGAGAGAAGCACAUUGAAACUCCAUGGACUCCAAGGACUCUGCUCAGGAAACGACGUCACUUUUCUCUAACCCAUCAGGUUCUAAUUUCUCUUACCCUACUUCUUAUUCUCAUGCUUCUGAUGGUAUUGGUAAUCAGAUGAAAAACUAUGCUUUAGAGGUUGAUAAUGGCGAGGAUAAUGGUUAUGGUGGGUCUGAAAAUGAGGGGUCUGGGAGUGGUGACGAGGGGUUCGAAACGUCGUCUGGGGGCCCAGAUGAAGAGGCCUUAGAGAAAGCCAUUGGAGGGGUUGAUACUGAUGCCCCUUCUGAUCGUUUUGAGGAGUUUUUGAAGAGCGUAGGCGUAGCACCUGUGGCGAAGGUAUCAGCGGAUGAUGAUGAUGAUGUAUCAGCGGAUGAUGAUGAUGAUGAUGAUGAAGAUGAGAAUUAUGUUGUAGGAGGAGGAGAAUUUGGGGUUUUGGGUGAGGAAGCUGAGGGAGGUGGUGAUAAGGGUUUGGAGAUAGUUGGGGUUGAGGGUUCUGUGGAGAAUUUGGGAAUUGGGGAAAAGGGUUUGAGUGAGAAUGGGAAUUUGGGUGAAUUGGGGAUUGGAAGUGGUGUAAGUAGUGCUCAUGAGGGCACGGCUGAUGUUUUGGUGGGUGGUGGAGAGGAUAAGGUGUUUGAAAAUACGAAAUUUGACGAGGGUUUUAGUUUUGUAGUUGAACGGGGCUUGAAAAAGGAGGAGAGUGUGGAAGGGACUGACUUGCAGGGUGAGGAGCCUGUGGAAGAGCUGAAAAGUGAGGGUUUGGAUGGAAAAGAGACGGUGGUUGUAAAGAAAACUGAGGAGGCUGCUGUGGCAGUUGAAGACAGUACGCUUCUCGGUGGCGGAGAUGGCCAAGCAGAGUCUGUGAUUGUAGAACCAGUAGAUGAUGAAUUGGUUGAAGGGGAUGGUUUGAAAUUUACAAGUGGAGGAGGCUCAGUUGUGGAAGCAGGAGCUGUUGUGGUUGGGGAUGUGGAUGAAAUUAAGGAUGGCAAGAUUAAAGGGAUGGAGGUCCUGGUUGAUAGAGGCGUCAGCUUAGAUAAUCGGUUUGACCAAAUCAGUGGUAAUGCAAAAGAACUGGUUGAUUCGAAGUCUGUUGUUGCAAAUCCUGAGGCUGAUCAAAUUGUUAAGCCCAUAAACAAAAGUGAAACCAUUGUCACGGAUGUGGAGAAAGGUGAAAACUCGGACAACAAAGUUUUUGCUAAUGAUGGAGAAACUGUGGUUCUGGCUAAUGCUGAGAAGAAUCCAGAAGUAGAAAAUGAGCCAGAAGCUGAUUCUGAAGCCAAACAGAAAGAACGUGCUAUAGAGAUAGCUGCUGCUGGAGAAGAAAAUGCGUAUGGUAACAAAUUAGAUGGAGGGGAAGGAGCUGAAACUCGGGAAGUGAACUGUAUCCCCGAGUUAAUUCAACAUGAAUCAGGCGAAGUGGAAAAAUCAUUAUCUAAUGGUGUUAUUGAUGUAGAUACUCAGGUGGAUGAAGUGGAAGCCAGGAUUUCUGGUAAAACUGAUACACCUGAAUCUGUAGAACUAAGUUCCAUUUUGAGCCAAGAAAUAAAGCUAGAAGCUGAAGAUGGGGAAAAACACCACCCGGAUGUGGAAGACCAGAUUGAAGGUUCAGCUACAGAUGGGGAGACUGAUGGUAUGAUCUUUGGAAGUUCUGAAGCUGCCAAACAGUUCUUGGAGGAGUUGGAACGAGGUUCAGGUGCUGGUUCUCACUCAGGUGCAGAGAGUUUUCGUGAUCACUCCCACAGAAUUGAUGGUCAAAUUGCCACAGACUCUGAUGAAGACGUGGACACCGACGAGGAGGGUGAUGGGAAGGAGUUAUUUGAUUCUGCUGCAUUAGCAGCUCUACUGAAAGCUGCAACGGGUGGUGGAUCAGAUGGCAGCAGUAUCUCAAUCACUUCUCAGGAUGGAUCAAGACUUUUUUCUGUCGAGCGUCCUGCUGGUUUGGGAUCCUCUCUCCAGUCCUUAAAACCUGCUUCUCGACAAAACCGUCCUAACCUUUUUGCUCCUUCUGAUCUCACAAUGGGGGGUGAGUCUGAAAACAACCUGAGUGAAGAGGAGAAAGAGAAGCUGGAAAAGUUACAGCAGAUAAGGGUGAAAUUCUUGAGGCUUGUUCGGAGACUAGGUGUUUCUCCAGAAGAGUCAAUAGCAGCACAGGUCCUAUACCGGAUGGCACUUCUUGCAGGGAGGCAAACUGGUCAACAUUUUAGCCUUGAAACGGCAAAAAGGACAGCUCUCCUGCUUGAAGCUGAGGGGAAAGAUGAUUUGAGCUUUUCCCUGAACAUACUGGUUCUUGGGAAAUCAGGUGUGGGCAAGAGUGCUACGAUAAAUUCAAUUUUUGGUGAAGAAAGGACCCCGAUAGAUGCAUUUGGACCUGCCACAACUACUGUGAAAGAAAUUGUUGGGACAGUUGAUGGAGUUAAGAUCAGGGUUUUUGAUACGCCAGGUCUGAAGUCUUCUGCAUCAGAACAAGGUAUCAACCGCAGAAUGUUAUCUACGGUGAAGAAGUUCACUAAAAAAUGUCCCCCAGAUAUUGUCAUCUAUGUGGAUCGGAUGGAUGCUCAAACCAGGGAUCUUAAUGAUCUCCCAUUAUUAAGAACAAUCACUGGUUCUCUUGGCUCUUCAAUCUGGAAAAGUGCCAUAAUCACUUUAACUCAUGCUGCCUCUGCUCCUCCGGAUGGACCAUCCGGUUCCCCUAUGCGUUAUGAUGCAUUUGUUGCUCAACGAUCUCAUGUUGUUCAGCAGACCAUUGGACAAGCUGUUGGUGAUAUGCGUCUUAUGAAUCCAAGUUUGAUGAUGACUCCUGUAUCUCUUGUUGAGAACCAUCCUUCCUGUCGAAAGAAUAGAGAAGGUCAAAAGAUACUCCCUAAUGGUUUAAGUUGGAGGCCUCAGUUAUUGCUACUAAGCUACUCCAUGAAGAUCCUAUCUGAAGUGAGUAAUCUGUCAAAACCUCAAGAUGUGUUUGACCACCGAAAGCUCUUUGGUUUCCGAACCCGUUCGCCUCCGCUUCCAUACCUGUUGUCUUGGUUGUUGCAGUCUCGGACACAUCCAAAACUGCCUGCUGAUCAAGGUGGUGAUAAUGGGGAUUCUGACAUUGACUUGGAUGACUUGUCUGAUUCUGAUCAAGAGGAAGAGGAGGAUGAGUAUGACCAGCUACCACCUUUCAAGCCUCUCAGGAAAUCUCAAAUUGCUAAGCUCAGCAAAGAGCAGAAAAAGGCAUAUUUUGAGGAGUACGACUAUCGGGUGAAGUUCCUCCAGAAGAAACAGUGGAGAGAGGAGUUGAAGAGGAUGAGAGAGAUGAAGAAAGGUAAAGUUAAUGCACAAGAUUAUGAUGGGGAAGAUGACCCUGAAAAUGGAAGUCCGGCUGCUGUUCCAGUUGCAUUGCCUGAUAUGGCUUUGCCACCUUCCUUUGAUAGUGAUACUCCAGCUUACAGGUACCGGUUCCUGGAGCCAAUUUCUCAAUUUGUAACAAGACCAGUGUUGGACACCCAUGGUUGGGACCAUGAUUAUGGAUAUGAUGGUGUCAAUCUUGAACAUAGUCUGGCCAUUGCUAAUCAGUUUCCAGCUGCUUUUACUGUCCAAAUAACAAAGGAUAAGAAAGAGUUCAAUCUCCAUUUGGAUUCUGCCGUUUCUGCUAAGCAUGGGGAGAAUGGAUCAAGCAUGGCCGGCUUCGAUAUCCAAAACAUUGGAAAACAACUUGCUUACAUUGUUCGAGGAGAGACGAAAUUUAAAAAUUUCAAAAAGAACAAGACAACUGCUGGCGUAUCUGUGACAUUUUUAGGUGAAAAUGUGUCCACUGGAGUUAAAGUUGAGGAUCAGAUUGCACUUGGAAAGCGCCUGGUAUUGGUAGGCAGCACUGGGACCGUCCGAUCUCAGGGCGAUUCAGCAUAUGGAGCUAAUUUGGAAGUGCGUCUCAGGGAAGCAGAUUAUCCAAUUGGUCAGGACCAAUCCUCAUUGGGUCUAUCUCUAGUAAAGUGGAGAGGUGACUUGGCACUAGGGGCCAAUUUUCAGUCACAGAUUUCAAUUGGAAGGAGUUACAAGGUGGCUGUUCGUGCAGGACUGAACAACAAGCUCAGUGGACAGAUAACUGUUAGAACGAGCAGCUCAGAUCAACUUCAGCUCGCACUUGUGGCCAUUCUUCCGAUUGUCAGGUCUAUCUAUAAGACCAUCUGGCCCGGGGCAAGUGAGAAUUACUCCAUCUACUAGUUUUGCUGCACUUAUUUGUUUUGUUCUUUUCUUCUGACUAUGUUGGAGCAUCCCGAGUUGGUAUAGAUUAAGCAUAGUCUGCUUAUUAUCUUUAUCACUUUCCCAAAUAAUGCUUAUCUUAUUUGAUCCAUAACCUCUGAUUUUAUCAGACAUUUUGCAUUGCGUGACAAAUUGUAUUGAAAAUGAGAUGGAACCAAGAGGGAAUCGAAUAAUAUGAUUGUUGAGUAGCUUUAUUUAGUUAGAUAUGA